AUGUCAAGUUCCCUAAAAUAAUCUGCACUAUUAGCUGCUUUUAAUCAUAAGGGCAUAAAUCCAUUACCAAAGUAUGAGGACAUCCGAAUAGGUCCUCCAAUAGUUCAUUCCAAACCUUAAUAAAUCAAAGAGAAGUCUUAUUUUUAAUAAUAAGAAAAAAAGAUAAAUCAAUCCCAAGUUUAGAAAUAAAAUGGACCAUAAGAAUCUGCAAUUGUUUAGCAUAUACGAAUAAUUUUUAUGUUUUAUGUAUAAUUUGGCAAUAAAACAAACAUUUAAUAUUUAAAAUCAAGUAAAUUUAUUAAAGCUAUUGCAGAUGCUAAUAUAAUUACAUAGGGUAUUUAUAAUAUUAUUAAAAUUAGAAUUAACUAGUAAAGAUCUAGAUAUUUUAUAUUUCUAAACAACAAAAAAUACAGAAACUUUAACCUUAGACUAAUUUAAAGAUUUACUUGUAAAAAUAGCAACUAAAUUAUAUAAAUUUCCAGAAUAAUCAAAAUCUUUUGUUUUACUUUAUAAAAAUCAUUUAUCUAAACUAUAUGAAAAAAUAAAUGAUUAAACAGAUUUUGGUUAUGAUUUAAAGAGAAUUGAGGUUUGUCGUAAUUAAAUUAAUGAAUAAUUUUUGGAAAUAAUCUCUUAGGUUUAAGGAUUAUUGUCUAAAAUACAUGGUUAUAUUUUUUUAGAUUAAAGUUAAAAAGUUUCUUAAAUUUAAAGUUAAUACAUGCAUUUUCUAUAAUAAUUUGAAAUAAUUCCUUUAAUAAUUACAUAAACAAAGGGUUAGAUGAUAUUUUUUGAUUUGUUUCAUAGAGAUUCAAUCUUAAAUUUAAAGAAUGAUGGAAAAUAUUUAUUUAAUUUCUCAAAAUUUGUUGAAAGUUUAAUUAUCAUUUCAUUUCAUUAAAUAUAAGAAGAUAAUUAAAAUGGAUUAGAUUUAUUUUUUUAAUUAUUAGAAAGAUUGGAAAAUUCUUAAGGAUUUUAAUAUUUUUCAAAGUAAAAUAAUUAAACAAAGAAUGAAUAAACUUAAUUAGUGAUGCCAUUGAGUAGAGUAAAUUCUGCAAAAUAGAGUAGAAUUUCAACAGUUUAUUAAUCUUAGUAAUAAUAAUAAUAAUAAAAUUCAAAUUUAAAAUAAUCGUAAUUAUUAAUUGAAGAUUAUAAAUAAUCAUAAAUUAAUUCUUAAAUACCUUAUGAAAAAGAAUUGAGAAAUAUAUUUGAAUAUUAUUCCUAAAUAGGAGAACCAUUAAAUUUAGUAAAUUUAAAAAGUAUUAAAUAUAAAAAGCUUUUAUAAAAUUGUAAUAUUAUUGGAAAUUUGAUCACUUAAGUAGAUGCUGAUAUGUUUUAUAUAUAAUCAACACCUAAAAAGAAAUUAGAUUCAACCAAAAGUCCAAAAUUUAAAGUUAAUAAAUUAUAUGAUAAUGAUAAUUAAAAUGGUAAAAUGGAUUUUAUAAAUUUUUAUAAUUCUUUAUAAUUGAUAGCAGAGAAAUUUAAUGGUAAUGAUAUUACAGGAUUAAUUGAAUAAUAUUUAAUACCUCUUGAAACAUAAUUAAGAAUAGAAAAAUAAGAGUAUAUUUUAUAGAUUUUGAUGUUAAUUUUAGAUGAUCCCAGAAUAGUAUUAUUAUAUAAUAAUUAUUCUUUAGAUUAAAUUAUUUGAAAUUAUGUAAGAACAUUUUGAACCAUAUUAUAACCAUUAUACAAAAGAUUUAAUGACACUUUCUGGAUUUAUGAAAUUUAGUUAAGAUUUUGAAUUAGCAAAUUCAAUAGUAUCUAAAGGAUAACUUAUGCAUGUUUUCAAGGCAAUUGCAUCUCUAAAUAAUACUGAUACAAUUGAUAAACAUUAAUUUGUUGAAGCCAUUAGUGUAAUAGCUAUUUUAAUUUACAAUAAUGUUAAUGAUAAUGAAUAAAAAGUAAAUAAUAAUAUAAAUAAUAGAUAAUAUAUUUAUUAGAAAGAAUAACUUAAAGUAAUGGUGCAAUAAAAGUAUCUAAAUAAUUAGGAAUAAUGAGAAAUCCAUAAAAUACAAAUUUAAUUUAAUUGUUUCGUUAUUAAUCUCAUAAAAAUUUAAUAAACAAAGAUGAAAUUAACUUUAAUAAAAUAAUAAACUAAAUUUAAGAUGAUUUUUGA
Messenger RNA from Paramecium primaurelia, 2107 nucleotides. Lineage: Eukaryota; Ciliophora; Oligohymenophorea; Peniculida; Parameciidae. The record is from the annotation of a GenBank genome assembly.